AUGCGUCGUCUAUUUCACCCGAGGCGGCUGACUAGGGCGGUGUUUUUGCGGUGUUAUACCGAUGCCCAGACGAUCCGAGAGCCCAACCCGUACGAACAGAUCCUGGCCUCCGAUAAUCAAGAGUACAUGGAGAACCUUCUAACGCAAUACGAGAAGGAUCGCUCGUCGGUGGAUGCGAGCUGGUUUCCGGUCCUGGAGGCGAUUCGCACGGGGAAUUUGGAAUUGCCGGUGGUGACCGCGUUCAGCCGGCCGAUUGACGUCAAGUCGCUGUCGGUGAAGCAGCGGCUGGAUAACAUGCGCCUGGCGUGGAUGAUCAAGGAGUACGAAAGCAAAGGCCACCACGUCGCGCGGGUGGACCCCUUUAACGGGGCCUUUGUCAGCUCGCGCAGCUUAAACGACCUCCACCUCGAUCCCUCCGCCUUCGGCUUCACCGAGGCCGACCUCGAGAAAGUCUUUCUCGUCACCUUCGGCAGCAAUCAUAAGGCGACCUUCGUCAGCGGCGGCACCGGCAUGACGCUCAGCCAGAUCGUCCAGGAGCUCCAAAAGAUGUACUGCGGGACGAUCGGCUUCGACUUCGCCUUCUCCGGGCCGGACGCCCUUUGCCAGUGGUUUCGCAAUGAGGUCUACAACACCCUAAAGCCGCUCCCGGUGGAGGAAAAGCGGGAGAUCCUCAACGACGUCGUGAAGGCCACGAAGCUGGAGAAGUUUCUGUACACCAAGUACCCCCUGCACAAACGCUUCGGGCUGGAGGGCUCCGAGGCGCUGGUGUUGGCCCUCAAAGCCGCGAUCCUCGAGGCCAGCAAUCACGGCGUGGAGCACUGCAUGUUCGGGAUGCCCUGGCGUGGACGGCUUAACGUCCUGGCAAACGUCUGCGGGAAGCCCCUGAAAGAUAUCUUCUACGAGUUCCGCGACGACAUCGCGCCGGAUGGCGAGACGAGCGAUGACCUUUUUCUUAAUUUAGGCUUCAACAAUGCCAUCAAUCUGUCUAACGGAAAGCAGGUCGGAAUUGAGGUGCUGCCGACCUCGGCCCAUGCCGAGGCGGCGACCGCAAUGGUGCUUGGCAAGGCGCAUGCGCGGCAAAUCUACACCAACGAUAUUGCACGAAUCCAUACGAUGCCCAUUCUGAUCCACAAUGAUGGCUCCAUGAGCGGGGAGGGGGUUUGCUAUGAAUUGAUGGGGAUGUGCAACCUCACGAACUAUAAAGUCGGUGGCACAUUUCACAUUGUCAUUAACAACCAAAUCAGUUUCACCACGGACCCGAGGGAUUCUCGUGGGAACUUCUACUGCUCGGAACUCGGAAAGAUGAACCGAACCCCGACCAUGCGCGUGAACGGCGAUGACGUCGAGGCGUGCGUUCGCGCCGCCCGCAUUGCCGUGCGCUUUCGACAGCAAUACCAACGCGAUGUGAUUCUCGAGUUGGUUUGCUAUCGCAGCUACGGCCACGAUGUCGGGGAUAUCCCCGACCUCACCCAUCCCAACAUGUACCGAAUGAUCCAGGAGCACCCGCGCCUGAUUGAGAUUUACUCCAAGAGCCUCAUCGACGAAGGCGUCAUCACCGCGCCGGACUUCAAGGCGAAGGAAAGCGACUGCGAGGAGGCCAUGCAAAAUGCCUUUGAGCGUGCCCUCACCUCGCAAGUCUUCCCGAGGACGAUCCCUCUUUUCCACCCCGAGUCUGAGAACAUCGCGGAGGACCUUCCCUCGGAGGUGGUCAAGGCGGUGGAGACGCUGCUGAACGCCCCGCCACCGGCGGUCAUCACCGGCGAAAACUACGACAUCCUGAAAUCCGUCGGCCUCCACAUCGCGACCAUCCCGAAGGCGAUGAAAAAGCCCCACCCGGUCGUCGAGCGGACUUUUGCCAACCGCAAAAAAGGCAUCGAAAACGGCAAUGCCGUGGAAUGGUGCCAGGCCGAGUUGAUGGCGCUGGGGACGCUAUCGCUGAAGGGCACCCACGUCCGGUUCACCGGCGAGGAUGUCGAGCGAGGAACCUUCACCCAGCGCCACGCCUGCAUCACGGACAUGGAAACGAACGAGAAAUACACCCCGGUUGCCACCAUCUCCCCCAACCAGGCGCUUUUUGUGAUGGGGAAUAGCUCGCUUUCCGAGCUGGGGGUCUGCGGGUUUGAGCUCGGCUACAACAUGGCGAACCCGCGGAAUAUGGUGAUUUGGGAGGCGCAGUUCGGCGACUUCGCGAACGGCGCGCAGGUCGUUAUUGACGACUUCCUCAGCGCGGGGGAGCGGCGGUGGGGGUGGCAGGCGAGCCUUGUGUUGUCCCUCCCGCACGGCUACUCCGGCGCGGGGCCGGAGCACAGCUCCGCCCGCAUCGAGCGCUUUCUCCAGCUCAGCGACGCCUUGGACGUCGUCCCGACCACCUUCCGCAAGCUCCCGAACGACCAGAUGCUCGAGGCCCGCAUUCGCAAUCGGAAUUGGCAGGUUUGCUACCCCAGCACCCCGGCGAGUUAUUUCCACCUGCUCCGCCGGCAGGGCCUGCGGGACUUCGCCAAGCCGCUGGUCAUCUUCUUCUCCAAGGCCCGCCUCCGCGCGCCGAACCUCUCACGGCUGGAGGAGUUCGCGGGGGAGACGUCGUUCCGCGCGGUCCUCGACACCGGGGCCCCCCGGGGGCGGGGGAGGGGGCGCGCCGACGGCGAAGCCGCGCCGGCUGCUCUUUUGCACCGGCCAAAUCGAAAGUAUCGUCGCCGAGGCUCGCGCCGUCGUGCAGGCCAAGACGCCGAACCAACACGACGAUUUGAUCCUCAUCACGCUCGAGCAGCUCGCGCCCUUCCCCUGGGAGCAGGUCGCGGAUGUGAUCGAGAAGUACACCGCGCUGAACCCCGAGGUGGAGUUGGUGUGGCUGCAGGAGGAGCCGAAGAAUAUGGGCAUGUGGUCUUUUAUGCGGCCGCGGAUGAAUUCCCUCAUGCGGCACCUCGGCGUCCGCCAGCAGCGGAUUCGGUACAUCGGCCGCAGGAGCUCCGCCUCCCCGUCCACCGGCUACGGCUCCGUCCACGUCGAGGAGGAGCGCCAGAUCGUUCAGGAAUGUUUCGCCUAGAAACGAACCUGGAAAGACAAGGAUUCUAUCGCAUUUAA
Phytomonas sp. Hart1 is the source of this 3081-nucleotide messenger RNA. Lineage: Eukaryota; Euglenozoa; Kinetoplastea; Trypanosomatida; Trypanosomatidae. The record is from the annotation of a GenBank genome assembly.